AUGACCGAAGUGUCCAAAUUAGUCAGCAUUUAUUGGCGUAAUGAACCAGAAAUGGUCAAGGAAACUUAUAAGAAGAUUGCUCAUGACGUAGAAUUGGAGUUGAAUGAAAGACGAAGAAGAAAUGCUUCGUUUUGUAGGGUGGCUUGGAAGAACCCAGAACGUAAGAAAGAGCGUGGAACUUCAAUUAAGAAAAAAAGGAAACUUAAUGAUCUUGAUUCUGGAACUAUAACACCUGAUGCGAUUUCGAAUCAAUUCGACAAUAUUUACGAGGUUUUUCCUUCCUCUCGUGAAGAAACAAAUCUUUCUUCGAAUUCCGAAACUCGUAAAAAUUCGAUCGACAAAACUGCAGCUGUGGGUGACUCAACAGAGGUCAUUGAGUACGGCGCACCCAAUAGCAAUUAA
Molecule: messenger RNA, 402 nt
Organism: Acaulospora colombiana
Lineage: Eukaryota; Fungi; Glomeromycota; Glomeromycetes; Diversisporales; Acaulosporaceae
Source: the annotation of a GenBank genome assembly